Molecule: messenger RNA, 2465 nt
Organism: Xenia sp. Carnegie-2017
Lineage: Eukaryota; Metazoa; Cnidaria; Anthozoa; Malacalcyonacea; Xeniidae
Product: kinetochore protein NDC80 homolog
Exons: 19
Coding region: 608-2458 (616 amino acids)
Biological process (GO): attachment of mitotic spindle microtubules to kinetochore
Cellular component (GO): Ndc80 complex
Source: RefSeq, a predicted model, not a curated record
AAAAUCGAUAGUUUAUGUAUAUAAGUGUUGAAAUGAUCAAAUAUAGUUCGUGAAACGCCCUAUUGCCAUAUUCACUCCCUCCUGAUUUCUACUGUUCAGUAGUAAAGACAACCAAGAAAUGCAAUACCAAUUAAUAAUAUUUUCGAUCGAAAGAAAUGCUUCAGCGUUUUAUGGAAUACACGUACAUUAAUUUAAAGAAUAUCCACGGUAAAAGAACUUAUAUUAUGUUCAAAUAAACAUCAGAUUCAGACGGCAUCUUCAGUGGGAGGGUGUGAAGGUUGUCAAGCUUAUUUAUAAACACGUGUCACACUUAUUUAUAAAUUCAUAAUACGAGAUAAUAUUACCUAUAAAAUAUUUAAACAAAAUAUCCCAAGAUUUUACAAUAUUUUGAAAAAAACUCCCAAGAUCCCAAGCUUGAGCAGAAAAUCCCAAGAUCUUGGGAGAAAUCCCAAGGCGUGGCAACACUGCUCCGAGCAAGCCAAGGCCUGGUCGUGGCCUGGUGACGAUAAAAAUAAAAAGAGCGGCAUUUUGGAAUUUGAAAUUUUUGUUUAUCGAGGUACAUGAGAGACGGUUAUCUGGCUUUUUACUUCAGCGAAUCGUACAAAAAAUGAAUAAAAUGAGGAGUUCAACUUCUGGCUCGACAAAUCAAGGCAAUAGAAGCCGAAUUCCGACCAAAGAAAAGCAAUCUAGAUCGUCGAUUAGUCAGGGCGAUCGUCUUUCCAAUACUGGUGCAAGGUUGUCAGGCAUAUCGCGUCCGAAAACAUCUUUUGGAGCUAGCAGCAGAAAAUCAAGUCAAUAUGGACGUGAAUCGUACAUGCAGAUAAAAGACUCAAGACCGCUUAGUGAUAAAUCUUAUCAGCAUAAAGAAAGGCAAGACAUAUUGCAGUUUCUUUCGGUCAACAAUUACCAGCAUCCAAUCUCCAUGAAGACAAUGACGAUUCCAACGAGCAAAGAGUUCCUGAAAGUAUUUUCCUUCCUUUAUAGCCAUAUCAGUCCAAAGGAAAACUAUACAAAACUGAAACAAAAACCUGACGAGGAAGUACCAAGAAUUUUAAAGACUCUAGGGUACCCCUUUACCAUUCAUAAAACAUCAUUAUCCAAUGUUGGCUCACCUCACACAUGGCCAGUGCUCCUUGGUGCACUUCACUGGCUUAUGGAACUUGUCAAGUUGGCUCAAAAUGUUAAUGACAUCAUCGAAGAAUGUCUGUUUCCCAUGAAUGAGGAGGAGAAGUUGUAUUUUGAUUACCUUGAGAAAGCGUACGAAGCGUUUAUUUACGGUCAAGACUUAGAUGAUCUGGAUGAGUACACAGAAGCACUAUAUGAAGAACUGAGAAACAUUAAUGCUCGAAUUAUUGCUGAAAACGAAGGGCUGAGUCACGAAAACAAGCUACUGGAGGAAGAACUGGCGAGACUUGAAAGUGAACCGUCAAAGCUUGAAGCAUUAGUGGAACAAAAGAGAACACUAGAGCUCGACAAGACUAAAUUCGACACCUACAUCACUGAUCUCGAGAAGCAUCGUCUCAAACUUGAGGAAAGAAAAAUUCAGAACAAACAAAAAUUGAAUGAUCUCAAUCUGGAGUACACAGCAACAUCAAGAGAGAAAGAGCAGUUGGAGAAAGUGCUUGCAAAGCAACAACUUUGUGCGACUGAUGUGCAACGCAUGAAACAAAAAGCUGAGAAGCAAAGGAGAAGUUUGGAAAAACUUCAGGAAAGAAGGGAUUCGCUGGAUGAAAACAUAUGGGCGACCGAAAUGAAUUAUGCGCGCAAAUACGAGCAGGUUCUUGAAAAAGUUGAGCAUUAUAACGAAAAAUGUCGUCAGGUAAAACUAAUCCCAAGCUCAGCUGAAAACGCCUGUGGCAAUGAUUACGAGCUGCAGUUGAGCGGUGGUAGAUUGUCGUUGGAUGUUCGAGGUCAUUUAACGAUCAAAUUGUUUGGAGUCAAGAAGCAAUUUACUGAAGAAACGUUUCGCUACGACGCAGACACAUUGAAGCUUAAGGAAAAACUUGACUUGGUGCAGGAGCAAAUAAGCGAAAAGGAAUAUAAUGUGCAAUGGUCGAAUGAUAAGACUGCCACCGUGGAAAAAGAAUUGGCCUGGAACAUAAAGCAAUACGACGAAGAAUUAAAAAUUUUGUCCGACGGAAUUGAAGAUCAGCGUAAUCUGAUAGAUCGAUUGAGAUUGGAUAAUCAAACAGAAAUGUCGGGAAAACGAAAGAAACUCGAGGAUGCCAAAAAAAGAUUAAAAUCAACAGAAGUAGAGUUGAAGCGUGAAGAAGAAUCUUUAAAAUCAUUUUUACGUAAUGGGUGUGAGCGUGUUCUGAAACACAAGACUAUAAUAGAGAAUCGUGUUAAAGAAGUUCAAAAGAACACGAAGGAAUGGUCUGUGAAAAUGAGGAGUGCUAUUCCCGAGGUUUCCUGCGUUCUUUCCAAAGAAGAAAUCGACAUUUAUUUUAGAAGUUAGCCAUGAC